Ruditapes philippinarum (Manila clam) is the source of this 777-nucleotide messenger RNA. RefSeq lists its product as uncharacterized. Lineage: Eukaryota; Metazoa; Mollusca; Bivalvia; Venerida; Veneridae. The transcript has 3 exons. The coding region runs from base 253 to 753 and encodes 166 amino acids. The record is from RefSeq and is a predicted model, not a curated record.
AAACCUCAAAUAUAUAGAAUUUAUACAGGCAUUCAUGUUGGGACUUAAAAAUAUUUUAGCGAGAUUUGAGUAUGUAAGAUCAUUUUCAUAUGUUUUUGUCAUAAAUUUGUUUGAGUAUCCCUUUAAAAUAAGAUGCAUAGCAUUGAUAUUUGUGUUUAACAGUUUAGGUCGUACUACCCAGAUAUUCCAUUUGAUAAUUUGAGGAUACACGAUACUGCCGGACUUACGGAGGGAAAAGGAUUCACCAUAGAAAUGAUGACAAGUCUUCUUAGUGGAAGAGUAAAAGAAGGAUUUGACCUCUGCAGCGACGAUACAUUUGAUGACAAAAACCCCUUUUACAGGAACAAACCGACUGAGGCUGACAUGGUACAUUGUGUCAUUUAUAUAGUGGAUAUUUGUUCAGUAGGAACGCUGGAUCAAUCGUUCAUAGACAUGAUUCGGAAUUUGCAAAAGAAACAAAUAAAACCUGAUAUACAGAGGAUUUUAAUUCUUACAAAAUGCGAUCAGUUGUGUGAUCAUGUCAAGAGAGAUGUCAGACAAAUAUUCCACAGUAAAAGGGUGUUUGACGAAAUUAACAGAGCAAAAGAAAAACUUUGUUUUCAUGGAGGAAUUAUACAUCCAAUCGUAAACUAUGGGGAACACAUAACGAAAAUUAAACCAGACAUGAAUGUCCCCAUUCUUUUAGCGCUUAAGCAAUGUAUGAACUUCUCGAACGAGUUCAUGAAGAAAUGUGUUGCAGAUAGUGCCGAUUAACAAUAAAUAUAAGUAUGAAGAGCA